AGAACAGGUUGGAAGGGGGAGCUUCUUGUCUCUCCUGGCUCUUGGGUGGCGUGGGGAGAACAUAUGAACAAAAAGCAUUUUUUGAUUUGUUAACCCAGUUGUGGUUCUUCUGCACAGACUCAUUUGCGAGGAAGGUGGUUCUCAUCAAGAACUUCGGGGGAUAGGCGAAAAUCGAGGUUAAAAAUUUGUGGGUUAUGUUUAAUUUGAUCUUUAUUUUGGAAAGAAAAGAAGUGGGUGUGUUUCUGCUGUUUGAAAUUGUACACACGCAGACAUAUAUAGGAGGAGAUUGAUUUAGAGGAAGAAGGAAAGAGAUGUGGCAUCCAAAAGGAAAUGUAGAGAAGGAAGGAGCAAAUGGGUUGGUAGCGGUGGCCAUAGAUAAGGACAAAGGCAGCCAAAGUGCUUUGAUAUGGGCUACUGAUAAUCUUCUUGGCAGAGGCCAAACUGUCAUACUCAUCCAUGUCAAACCCAAAGGCCUACUUGCUUCAUCGCCUUCUCUUUCUGGUCAAAAAAUACACCACAUCUCUGAAGUCCAUGGUGAACUUGAUCAAAAUACCAAGGAAUUGUUCCUUCCAUUCCGUUGUUUCUGUACACGAAAAGAUAUACAUUGCAAGGAUGUUAUACUAGAAGAUACAGAUGUAGCGAGAGCAUUAAUUGAGUAUGUAACUCAAGCAGCAAUUGAGAAUUUGGUUCUUGGUGCAGCCUCAAAAAAUCGCUUUCUCAGAAGAUUCAAGACGACGGAUAUUGUUGGAAAUGUAUCGAAAGGUGCACCAGAUUUUUGCAAUGUAUAUGUAAUCUCUAAAGGAAAAGUCGCAAUCACACGCUCUGCCUCCCGUCAAGCUCCACAAAUCUCCUCAUUCCACGACCAAAUUCUUAAUCAAACUAUCAAACCAGAUCCAUAUGAGACAUAUUCCCACAGUGCUACAAUUUCAAAAGUACCAGAAAGGACAUCAUUUGAGCCUCCACCUAACUUGCAUCAUGAGAUGGAUUCUAUCAAGUCACCAUUUACAAGAGGAAGAGGCACAAAUGGAAAAUCAUAUGGAGAACUCUCAGUGCCAGAUACGGACAUAUCCUUUGUCAGUUCUGGCAGACCCAGCACUGACCGCAUGUUUCCUUCAUUCUAUGACACCAUAGAAACAGGGCGGACUCCCCCACGGCUGUCAAGCAGCUCAGAGAUGGACAACCCAAGCUUUGAGUCAAUACAAUGGGGACGGAAGUCAUUAGAAUUUGGUGGUCCAUUUGAAUUUUCAUCAGCUUCACAUGAGAGCGAAAGACUUUCAUGGUCAUCGCAGACAGUGGAUGAUGUGGAGGCUGAAAUGAGAAGGCUAAAGCUGGAGCUGAAACAGACAAUGGACAUGUACAGCACAGCCUGCAAAGAAGCACUCACGGCAAAACAGAAGGCAAUGGAGCUCCAGCAGUGGAAAAUUGAAGAAGAGCAGAGGUUUGAAGAGGCGCGACUGGCAGAGGAAGCUGCAUUGGCAAUCGCAGAGAGGGAAAAGGCGAAGUCCAGGGCAGCAUUAGAGCAUGCGGAAGCAGCUAAGCGGAUCGCAGAACUAGAAUCACAAAAGAGAAUUAAUGCAGAAAUGAAAGCACUUCGAGAAGCGGAAGAGAAGAACAAGGUCCUGAAUGCUCUGGCACAUUCAGAUGUCAGGUACAGGAAAUACACGAUUGACGAGAUCGAAACAGCAACAGAGUUCUUUGCAGAAUCUCGUAAAAUUGGAGAAGGGGGUUAUGGACCUGUAUAUAAGUGCUAUCUUGACCACACACCGGUUGCAAUUAAGGUUCUCCGCCCAGAUGCAGCUCAAGGAAGAUCGCAGUUUCAGCAAGAGGUUGAAGUACUGAGUUGCAUUCGGCAUCCCAACAUGGUUCUCCUGCUUGGAGCCUGCCCAGAGUAUGGCUGCUUAGUCUAUGAAUACAUGGCUAAUGGGAGCUUAGAUGAUCGUCUCUUCCAGAGAGGAAACACUCCUCCUCUCUCUUGGCAGCUUCGUUUUAGAAUUGCAGCUGAAAUUGGCACCGCCCUACUCUUUCUCCACCAGACCAAACCAGAGCCGCUAGUGCACCGUGAUCUUAAACCAGGCAACAUCUUGCUUGACCGCAACUAUGUCAGCAAGAUUAGCGAUGUUGGUUUGGCCAGGCUAGUCCCUCCAUCAGUUGCCGACAGUGUGACACAGUAUCGCAUGACGUCAACAGCCGGCACUUUCUGCUAUAUAGAUCCGGAGUAUCAACAAACUGGCAUGCUGGGUAUAAAAUCUGACAUAUACUCCCUUGGCAUUAUGCUUCUUCAGAUGGUAACAGCCAAGCCACCAAUGGGGUUGACUCACCAUGUUGAGCGGGCUAUUGAAAAGGGGACUUUUGUUGAGAUGUUGGAUCCAGCCGUGCCUGAUUGGCCAGUUGAAGAAGUGUUGGGCUUUGCCAAGAUUGCGCUCAGCUGUGCAGAGUUGAGGCGGAAAGACAGACCGGAUCUUGGAAAGGUAGUCUUGCCAGAACUGAACAGAUUGAGAGCUCUGGCCGAGGAAAAUAUGCACCCUUCAAUGUUGGGAGGCAGCUGUGGAGGCUACUCGCCCGACCACAGCCAAAUCUUUUCCUCGCACCAAGAUGUAUUGAGUGACACACAGCAUGCACCACCUUCUUAUAACAGCUCCAGAAGCCGCUCAAGCACGUAGCGUGGAAUGGUACAGGAAACAAAAGUAGAUUAAAAGAAUAGUUUGCGUCCGAGGACUGUAAAAACAAAGAGAGGGGAAGGAAGAAUGGACUCGACCAGGUUCUUCACAAAUCCAGGAGACAGAAUUCCAUCCCAGACUGUACAGAAAAUCAUCAAGUAGAGGAAAUUCCCAAGGAGACCUGCUUCUUCUUCAUUCACAUCGAUUUUUGGGUAUGGUUAGCAAGCAGGCAGCUGGCUUGGAUGUUUAUCAACAAAGGGCUCCUUAUUGUUUUGCACAAAUUAUCCCCCAAAAAAUGUAGCGCAAAAAAUAAUUUAUAAAAUAACUAAAACUAAUAGCACAUAAUUUUUAUGAAUCUUUUAGAGUUGUACCAUGAUAAAUUUUUAUGAAUGCUAGUAAGCCAUUUGAAUACAAA
Molecule: messenger RNA, 3072 nt
Organism: Malania oleifera
Lineage: Eukaryota; Viridiplantae; Streptophyta; Magnoliopsida; Santalales; Ximeniaceae
Product: U-box domain-containing protein 52-like
Exons: 10
Coding region: 312-2660 (782 amino acids)
Biological process (GO): protein phosphorylation
Molecular function (GO): ATP binding; protein kinase activity
Source: RefSeq, a predicted model, not a curated record